AUGGGUAAAGGACUCGCAAGACUUAUCGGUUCGGGCAUCGGCUUCACCUCUGAAGCCAUUCAUGCCGCCCGGCACCGUGGCAAAGACUCCGUUUCAGAGCAAGGCUCUAGUUCUGCUUCGCCCUCUGCUUCUGUACCUACCUCUACAACUACCUCUGCUUAUGAGACCCCUCGUAGUCUCCCUUCCGAUACCCCUCCUACCUUCCCUCCAAGUGAAGCAGACGGCCACGAGCAACUGAGAAACUUGAGCCUUGACGAAGAUCUCCCGGCCUACUCGCCUGGCGCAGGACGGUCGAGUGACGCCACUUACCCCGACGAGAAAAGCAGAAGCCAUUCUUAUGAGGCUGGCGAGGACUCUGGGGAUGAGUAUGACGAGAUUGUCCACUAUGAAGAGAGCCAACGCGAAUAUAAUGGAGACGAGGAGGCAUGGGAGCUUGAUGAGGUAUCCGAGGCAUUGCCAGCAUAUGAUGAGCUAGAUGGUGUGCCUGGUGAGCUCCCUAGAAGGAACACUGAGGAUGACCCAGAUGCAAUCCAUCAGGAUGACUCUGCGGAAACCAAGGAGAAGAAGAGAGACCGAAUGAUUCGUGAGCUCGUGGCCAUGGCAGGCCCACCUGGACCGAAGACAAAGCUUCCAUUCCCAGUGAUUAUUCCCCAGCGCAGACCCGGCGCAAAGAGGCGUGGAUUCGUACGCGCUUAUGCACCUGUGUUGCAAGACUGUGGCAUUGGCCAAGAUGUGUUCUUGAAGUUCAUCAGCGACUUCCAUAAAGCGAGUCAGGCAUCAAUGUGGCUGCAGGUCCUCGUUGUCACCGCCGAUAUCACUGGCUGGUCUCCCUUGCUGUCAGUCUCUCUGACUGCACUGGCCGUCCAAAUCAUUGCAGAGACGGCCAUGCAAUUCCAAAUCCGCAAGCGCACCACCAGCUACCUUGACAAGGUCAACCAAGAGGUCUUCAUGCCUCGCGGCCAAUACGCCAUGAUCAUGAAAUUCCACGAGAAGCCUCCCAAGCAAAAGAAGAAAAAGAACGGCGCAGCUUCAGACCCGCUCGCUGAUAUGUUCACCAUGGAGCAGGUCAACAUCAGCGGAUCCGGUGUGAGACAGGAGGGCGACCCCGAGGCGGGUCCGGCACCGGCUACAAACGGAUUUGAUGCCGCCGAAACUAUCGCAAAGUUUACCAACACCGAGGAGCACCCUGAGAUGAAUGCAUGGAAGUCCCGCAUGAAGGGAUUCAGACUGGAAAGUGGCCAAACUCAUGGUCAGAUGCAGCUUCCUGAAUGUGCUCCACUAAUCUAUCCUCGCAUCGACCGAGCUGCACUCCGCGAACAGGAGGGCAAGGAGGCCAAGUCAUCGUGGAUGAAUUCACGAACAUGGGCCCAUGAUUACAUCGACAGAAGAAGGCAGAUCGAAUUCGAAGCUGAUCACAAGGGCUCUGCUCUUGCUGUUACCGAGGAAAACCGAAAGCCCUUCACUUCACGUUACAAUGAUCCGAAUCACCCAGCGAACAAUGGAUCUCUCCUCUCCACCCUGACUGGCGGCAAGAUCGUGCGUAAGAAAAAGCCUAGUAUGCUCGAUCGAGCAGGCUCUGCCAUCAAGGAACGGAAUGACCGAAAGCGGGCUCUGCAGGGUCUACCUCCAAGUGAAACCUUCAAAGAGAAGAUUGCCAGAAAGAAGAAAGAACAGGGGAACAAGUAUAAGCUUUUCCGGGAGGAUGUUCUUUAUCUCAUGAUUGUCAACAUGCCUACUCCGGAAGAGUUGGAGCAGGCCGUUGCUCGAUUGCGAUAUCUCAUGGAGAUGGAGAAGACCGAGAAAGAUAAGGGAAAAGCGACGCCCGCGUAG
This is a messenger RNA of Penicillium pulvis, 1830 nucleotides long. RefSeq lists its product as uncharacterized. The record is from RefSeq and is a predicted model, not a curated record. Bases 1 to 1830 code for a protein of 609 amino acids. The transcript is spliced from 3 exons. NCBI's taxonomy places the organism in Eukaryota, Fungi, Ascomycota, Eurotiomycetes, Eurotiales, Aspergillaceae.